Messenger RNA from Dioscorea cayenensis subsp. rotundata (Guinea yam), 897 nucleotides. RefSeq lists its product as uncharacterized. The transcript has 5 exons. Bases 199 to 768 code for a protein of 189 amino acids. NCBI's taxonomy places the organism in Eukaryota, Viridiplantae, Streptophyta, Magnoliopsida, Dioscoreales, Dioscoreaceae. The record is from RefSeq and is a predicted model, not a curated record.
ACGCCAAGAAAGCGAAAAGAAAACAGCACUCGUCAUCGAAUGCUCUCUGUUCGCGUUUGGUGCGUGCUUUCGUCGGUUUGACUACUCCCGCCAUCGAUCCAUCUCUUCAUAUACAACAUCAUUGAUUCCAUUGGAAGAGCAGGAGUCGUGGCGAGGUGAAUCAAGGAAGGACUUUCGACGUCUUGGAUCCUUUCAAACAUGUAUCCUCGGGUGAAGGUGAGAGAAGAAGAAGAAGAGCCGGUUGUUGGAAAAGAAGAGACUACAAAAUUUAUUCCGAGAGUGCUAGAUUCUCUCUCAUUAGAGAACCAUCAUUCUUUAAGAAUUUGUACUUCAAACCAAGGAAAUGAGACUGAAAUGUAUUCUCCACCAUCAUGCGCGAGGAUUUCCAAAUUUAGUCACAAAAAUUUCUCAACACCCCCAAUUUCUGCUUCCAAAGUGAAGAAAGAAAAAGAGCUCUCCGACAACAGGACCAACAUUAGAGCUAGUUCAGUUCCACGUCCUCGGGCAGUCUUAUCAAGCCCUGAUAAUGAUGUGAUGAUCGGAAGUCAAAACCGCAAACUUAGAGAUAGCCGUGGACAAAAGAAAGGAUCGAUUACUAGUCAAAACUUGCAUGCUCCAAUCAGGCCAAGUCACGGAAAUGUAAGAGCCAAAAACCCACUUAACUCGAAAAAGGUUUCUAAAGAGUCUGGCAACAACAAUAACCAUUUGAAGCAAAAACAAGCUUCACAACCAGCUGCAUCAAUGCCAAGGGCGUCAAUUAGAAACUGAUAAACGAGUGUGUCUCCUAACGUUGUGCCACUGAAGCAGAGCAAAAACUAUUUGCUUGAUUAAGUUAACAGUGUGUUUGUGUUUAAAAACCCUGUUCUUCUAUCAGUGAAGCUUGCGUGUUUAUUUCAA